GGCCCCAGCGGAACCGGAAGCAAGGGGACGGGAACAGCGGUGCACUGGGGCCGAUAGGAAGCAGAAGCUCAGUUCAGGAGGGCUGCUCUCACCUUUUCCUGGAGUCUGUUGGUUGUUCUUUGCAUAGGAGCUCUCCAAGCGCCCGGCUAAGGCUGCUGCGAUGGUGACGCUUGUUCAGGACUUUGUGUCUCGGCAGGUGGAGCUACUAAAGGAGGAAAGAGAGGCCGAGAUUUCGGAAGCCAGGGCAUGGCAAGAAAGCAUCUCCCUGAAAGAGCUGCAGCGCAGAGGGGUCUGCUUGCUGAAGCUUGAAGUAGCCAGUCAAAGAACUGGAUUGUAUGGCCGGUUGCUUGUAACUUUCCAGCCUAGAAAACAUGGUUCAGAAGCAGAGCUGCCCUGUAGUAGUUUUGGGCCUGGCGACAUUGUGGGACUUUAUGAAACUGCUAGUCAAGGUGAUCAGCUUUCCACAGGGAUUGUUACCCGCAUAACUCCCAAAUCAGUUACUGUUGCAAUUGAUGAGCCUCAGAGCAAUCUAGUGAGCUUGGACCAGGUAAACGCCUAUCGUUUGCUGAAACUUGCCAAUGAUGUCACAUACAAGAGACUUAAAAGGGCAUUAAAUACAUUAAGUCAGUAUCGCUCUGGUCCAGCAUCUGGCCUUAUUGAUGUUCUCUUCUGUUCUUCUGAACCUAGUGAUACCAAUGAUGCAAAGUUGUUGAGGUUCUACAAUGAGUCACUGGAUGCUUCUCAGAAGGAGGCUGUUUGCUUCUCAUUGGCACAGAAAGAGCUUGCUAUCAUCCACGGACCACCUGGAACAGGCAAAACCACAACUGUGGUGGAGAUAAUACUCCAAGCUGUGCAGCAAGGCUUGAAAGUCCUGUGUUGUGCUCCCUCUAACAUUGCAGUGGAUAACCUGGUAGAAAGACUCUCCAGCUGCAAAGAGCGAAUACUGCGCCUUGGUCAUCCAGCUCGUCUCUUGGAGUCCAUCCAGCACCAUUCCCUUGAUGCAGUCUUGGCACGGGGAGAUAAUGCCCAAAUUGUAGCAGAUAUCAGGAAAGAUAUCGACCAAGCAUUCGCAAAAACCAAGAAGACCCAAGACAAAGGGGAGAGAAGCCAUUUUCUAAAUGAGAUUAAGACACUGAGAAAAGAGCUGAAGGAGCGAGAGGAAGCAGCGAUGACUGAAAUCCUGACACAAGCUAAUGUUGUUCUUGCAACAAAUACAGGAGCCUCAUCUGAUGGCCCACUGAAGCUACUCCCUGACAACCACUUUGAUCUGGUAGUGAUUGAUGAAUGUGCCCAGGCACUGGAAGCAAGCUGCUGGAUACCUCUUCUGAAGGCCAGAAAAUGUAUCCUGGCUGGAGAUCACAAACAGCUGCCUCCUACUAUCAUCUCUCACAAGGCUGCUGCUGAGGGUCUUUCUCUUAGCUUAAUGGAACGUCUGCUUCAGAAGUAUGGCGACCGUGUUAUGAAGAUGCUUACUGUGCAGUAUCGAAUGCACCAAGCCAUCAUGCAGUGGGCAUCUACUGAGAUGUAUGAGGGACGUCUCUCAGCUCAUCACUCUGUAGCACAACAUUUACUGAAGGACCUGCCAGGAGUGGCUUCUACAGAAGAGACUAGUAUUCCUUUGCUGCUUAUAGAUACAGCUGGCUGUGGCUUGCUUGAGCUUGAAGUGGAAGAUGAGCAGUCAAAAGGGAAUCCAGGUGAAGCACGUCUUGUGGGCUUGCACAUACAGGCUUUGGUAGAGGCUGGGGUUAAGGCAAGAGACAUUGCAGUCAUUGCUCCCUACAACCUCCAGGUGGAUAUGCUAAGGGAGCUUUUGUGUCACAAGUACCCAGACCUAGAGAUUAAAUCAGUGGAUGGCUUCCAGGGAAGAGAAAAGGAAGCCGUUGUCCUCUCUUUUGUGAGAUCUAAUAGAAAAGGUGAAGUGGGAUUCCUUGCUGAAGACCGGAGAAUAAAUGUUGCAAUUACUCGUGCCCGACGUCACGUGGCAGUAAUCUGUGAUUCUCGGACAACUGGCAACCAUUCUUUUCUAAAGCGGCUGGUGGACUAUAUGAACAAGUGUGGAGAAGUACGCACAGCCUUUGAAUACUUAGAUGACAUUGUUCCAGAAAACUAUUCUCACAAGAGUUCUCAGGGUCUCAGUGAGCAAGAAAAGAGACCUAAACACAACGUUCCCUCUGCUCCAAAGGCUGGUGCUGAGAAACCAAGAGGAAAACCAGCAAAACAGACUGGACAGAGGCCAGAAGAAUGUACUGUGCCGGGAAGAGCCUGGAUCAGAACCGAGCAAACUGAAGUGAAAGAUAAUUCAAGUAAACAUAAAGCAAGGAUACUGGAGUUUCUGGAGAGCAGUGAGUCCCAGCUGGAUUUCCCUUCAUCAUUGAAUGCUCAUGACAGGUUGGUGGUCCACCAGUUGGCUGAGGAGUAUGGGCUGCAGCAUGUAAGCACUGGAGAAGGUAGAGAGAGAUACAUCAGUAUUCGCAAAAGAAAUGCUGCCACUGACUUACCUUUGGGAGAUGCUAAGGCCUGUGAACAAAAGUUGCCCUGCAGGUCUCCAAGCCCCCUGGAAGCAAUUCAUACCCACAUCGAAGAAAGAGAAACUUGUGCUAGCACAGGGAAAGUGGAUCUGAAAGCACUGCACAGGGAACGGGUGGAAAGGGAGAAAGCCAAGCGAGAACAACGGGAGAAGCAAAGUCAGGAACUGGAUGUAAAACUCCAGGAAAUCACUGGGAAGAAACAAAAAAACGAAGCUAAAGGGAAAGCUGCUGUGAAACCCAGAAUGGAAAGUACAGCUGAGGAAGACUUUGAUGCUAUGAUUUCUGCUGUUGUUAAGGCUGACAACACGUGUUUUUCCCCCAAAUGCAAAGCCAAUGUAACAACCCUAGGACAACUCUGCCUGCAUUGCAACAAACGCUUUUGUCUCAGCCACCAUGUCCCUGAGGUUCAUGGGUGUGGUGAGAAGGCCAAGGCACAUGCCCGGCAGAGAAUCAGCCGGGAAGGAGUUCUGUAUGCUGGAAGUGGGUUGAAAGACAAAUCCUUGGACCCUGUCAAAAGAGCUCAUCUCCAGAGGCGCCUGGACAAGAAACUAAAUGAACUAACUAGCCAGAGGAAGAGUAAAAAGAAAGACAAAGAUAAAUGAGAAGAUUUGCUGUAUAAAGGUAUAGUGCCAGCCAGCCUCUCCUUGAGGCACCAUCUUAAAGCAGCAUGCACAAGAUCCCAUGGAAAAGCCAAUGAUGCUCUUAAACUUUCUGACUCAUCCCCCCCACCCUGAAACUAGGAUACGUCCUUUUGCUAUGCAGCUCUCAGAGAACUGAAGGGCUAUAAGAAGGACUUUUCAGCAUGAAUCUGCCUGCAUCUUUCAAAAAGUGCUCAGGUUUUAUCUUCUAAAAUGUGUUCAUUUCAGUCAUGUCAAAUGUACAAAGCCAAGUUGGCUAAGGAGAAAGGUGGGCAGCUUUUGUUCGGAGUAAUUAUCUUUAUUGGCAAGUAAUAAAUGUACACAGAGUGGAUGCAUAGCAGGUUUUACAAUAAAAAUGUGAUAGUAAAUGCCUGGAAUAAUAAACUGACAGUUUGACAUUG
Hemicordylus capensis (graceful crag lizard) is the source of this 3567-nucleotide messenger RNA. RefSeq names its product immunoglobulin mu DNA binding protein 2 (gene IGHMBP2). The transcript is spliced from 15 exons. The coding region runs from base 161 to 3130 and encodes 989 amino acids. The record is from RefSeq and is a predicted model, not a curated record. Lineage: Eukaryota; Metazoa; Chordata; Lepidosauria; Squamata; Cordylidae. Gene Ontology annotation, molecular function: 5'-3' DNA helicase activity; zinc ion binding; RNA binding.